AUGCCUCAUAGUACCAUCCAGAGCCCUGUCCACAACUCUCCGAAGUCACCCAUACCGGCCCCGACGUACACGCCAAGCUAUCCGCGCGUCUCUAGCUUCCGCUCACCACAACUCGAGGUCCUGUUGUAUUCUCCGCAUGUUGCCACCGAGCAUUCGUCUUGGCCUAUGAACCGGACCGUGCCGAUAUACGCCGACCACGACAGUGUCAGUGGGAAGAUCAUUAUGGACCCAAGUUGUCGCUCCGGGAGAAUUUCUCUUGUGUUAACUGGGACAUUCUCCGUUAGACGAGUGGCUCAGAAAACCAUCAACGACGUGAAACCUGAACCCCAGCGAUACAUUUUCUUUUACGCCUCACGCACGAUAGAGGUGACAUCCGACUCUGCCCCCAGCUCUCCCAACAGUCUCCGCUCUGUCUUUAGGAGGAAAGGCAGAGCCAGUACCGCAAGCUUUGAGACGCGUACAUUCCCUUUCGUGUUCGAUUUGGGCCAAAACCACCCAGAGAAGAUGUUGCCGGGCACGUUCUGCUCCUCCGGUUCCACCUCGAUGCCUGUCGAGUUGUCCUAUCAGCUCAUGGCUACCUGGACGCCUUCGCUACUGACCUAUCAAUCUUCAAUAAUACAAAUCCCCAUCAUCCUUCAACCCGAUCCUGAGUUCCACUCAAUUGAUGGAAGUCCCGGAAAACAGGACUCCUGGCUCGAAAUACCGCUCAAGGCACAACGACCUGUACCCGUUCGGUGUGCUAUCACCCUCCCAAGCACACUCACAUUUUCGCGGACGUCUUCGAUCCCUUUCUUCGUGGUAUUCACAACUACUCCACGGUCCGCCUCUCUGGCACGUGAGAUCGCAACGGAUGCUACCAUUUCAAUAUCUGUAACGUCCCAGUUCUUCUGGCGGGAGGAGGAGCAGCCAUCGGCCCUUGACCCGACUGCCACAAUGCAUUCAUCAGAUUCGCGUUCGUCGCGAAUGAAAAGAAAAGUUGUCAAGCGCAUGCGAUCAGCAACAACCUUCUGGUCCAAUCGCUCCGUGGAUCUCGAUGGGGACGAAUCACUGGCCUCCUCCUCUAUGAGCGAAUCACCGCAGCUCAAGUCCUUGCCGUCACUCACGCCGCCUCCGCCUCCGCCAAAGCCGUCAAUAUACUCUGAUACUCAGCUCGUGCACAAGACCAUGGUCAUUGGCUUCCCCAAGCGCCCACGACACGGCAGCAAUGGGAAAGCCCACCCGUCUUUGGACGCGCAUCGUUCGCUACCAGACGGCUUGUUCAAAGACAAAAUCCCGCUCAAACCAGAUAUGCUCCCGAGCAUAAAUUGGGGCGGAAUCACCCUAAAAUACUUCUUUGAAGUCUCAGUGUCAAUGGGUACUGAUGAGCUCAAAGCACGAGUGCUCCUGCGCAUCACGUAG
Mycena indigotica is the source of this 1398-nucleotide messenger RNA. RefSeq lists its product as uncharacterized. The record is from RefSeq and is a predicted model, not a curated record. Bases 1 to 1398 code for a protein of 465 amino acids. The transcript is spliced from 5 exons. Lineage: Eukaryota; Fungi; Basidiomycota; Agaricomycetes; Agaricales; Mycenaceae.